Molecule: messenger RNA, 6570 nt
Organism: Paraphaeosphaeria sporulosa
Lineage: Eukaryota; Fungi; Ascomycota; Dothideomycetes; Pleosporales; Didymosphaeriaceae
Product: beta subunit of fatty acid synthase
Exons: 2
Coding region: 178-6474 (2098 amino acids)
Biological process (GO): long-chain fatty acid biosynthetic process
Cellular component (GO): fatty acid synthase complex
Molecular function (GO): fatty acid synthase activity; enoyl-[acyl-carrier-protein] reductase (NADH) activity; [acyl-carrier-protein] S-acetyltransferase activity
Source: RefSeq, a predicted model, not a curated record
UCCAAACCUUCCCGCACCACCGUGCCCGUCGCUCCUUCUGCCUAGAACACCGGUAAGAGCGCCCGAGCUGCGAGACGUGUCCCCCCGAGCUCCCCGUGAGCAUUGAAGCUCGAGACGUGAAGCUCUGCCCCACAUAAAGCCACUUCGCACAAUUGGCCGCAAAACAUACUGACCACCAUGGCAGGCCUCACUCGCCCAGCUUCACCGGUAAAAGGAACCACCAAGAUGUUCGGAUCUGGCCCACAGACCGGCAUUUCGACGCCUCGCACGCAGGCGUCGCUGCGCCCGCUCGUCCUCUCACACGGCUCCCUCGAAUACACGCUGCUCAUCCCCGUUGCGCUGCACUACAAUGCUCAGCAAUUGCGGGAUGUGUUCAAGGCGACCCUUCCUGAGCCCACAGACGAACUAGCACAAGACGAUGAGCCCUCAUCAGUACCCGAGUUGGUGGCUCGGUAUCUGGGCUUCAUCGCCAAGGAGGUCGAGGAGGGCGAGGACCCUGACACCUUCGAAGAGGUCCUGAAGCUGGUCCUCCAGGAGUUUGAGCGUGCUUUCCUCCGCGGCAAUGAGGUGCACGCACUUGCUGCGACGCUGCCGGGCAUCACCGACAAGAAGCUCAUCACGGUUCAAUCGUACUAUGCUGCCCGUGCAGCGGCCGACAGGCCGAUCAAGUACCACGAGUCCGCGCUGCUCCGCGAAGCUUCCGACGAGAAUGCUUUCAUAUACGCUGUUCUCGGCGGCCAGGGCAACAUCGAGGAGUACUUUGAUGAGCUGCGCGAGAUUUACACCGCAUACCCCUCCUUCGUUGAGGACUUCAUUGCCGCCGAAGCGCAACAUUUGCUUACGCUGUCGCGUGACCCGCGUGCAGAGAAGCUGUACUCCAAGGGUCUCGAUGUAAUGCGAUGGCUCAACAACCGGGACUCCCAGCCCGACACCGAUUACCUCGUUUCUGCGCCCGUCAGUCUUCCCUUGAUUGGGUUGACGCAGCUCGCCCACUACGUUGUCACUUGCAGAGUUCUUGGAAGCCACCCUGGGCACUUCCGCAGCCGCAUGAGCGGUGUCACUGGCCAUUCUCAGGGUGUUGUGACCGCUGCAGCCAUCGCUGAGUCCAAGAACUGGGAGACGUUCGAGCAGGCCGCCAAGCGGGCCAUCGAGAUCCUCUUCUGGAUUGGAUCUCGAAGCCAACAAGCCUACCCUCGCACAUCGCUUGCGCCUACUGUGCUGCAAGACUCCGUGGACAAUGGAGAAGGCACCCCCACCCCUAUGUUGUCCAUCCGCGAUCUCUCCCGGAAAGCGGUCCAGGACCACAUCGAUGCCACGAACCAGCACUUGCCACCAGAGAGACACAUUGCGAUCUCUUUGGUCAACAGCGCUCGCAACUUUGUCGUCACGGGCCCUCCUAUUUCGUUGUACGGUCUUAAUUUGCGCCUACGAAAAGUCAAGGCUCCUACUGGCCUGGACCAGACACGAAUCCCUUUCACAGAGCGCAAGGUCCGGUUUGUCAAUCGCUUCCUUCCGAUCACUGCCCCCUUCCACAGUCCCUACCUUGCAGAGGCGGCGAAGCAGCUUGAGGAAGAUCUCAAGGAUAUCCACAUUUCUCCUCGUGACCUCGGUAUCGCUAUGUACGAUACACACACUGGUGAAGAUCUUCGCGAGUCAUCAGAAGACGAUGUCGUUCCGAGGCUCGUGCGCAUGAUCACGAAUGACUCUGUCGAAUGGGAGAAGGCUACCGUAUUCCCCAGGGCCACGCACAUUCUCGACUUCGGCCCUGGUGGCAUUUCUGGUCUGGGUGUUUUGACCAACCGGAACAAGGACGGAACGGGUGUCCGAGUCAUCUUAGCGGGCGCACUUGAUGGUCAAAACCCCGAGGUCGGAUACAAGCCUGAGAUCUUUGACCGCGACUUUGACCAUGCUGUCAAAUACGCGAUUGACUGGGUCAAGGAGCAUGGCCCGCGUCUAGUGAAGACAUCCACUGGACAGACCUACGUCGACACCAAGAUGAGCCGCAUGCUUGGACUUCCUCCCGUCAUGGUCGCCGGCAUGACGCCCUGCACAGUUCCUUGGGACUUUGUGGCCGCUACAAUGAACGCUGGCUACGAGAUUGAGCUUGCGGGCGGUGGCUACUACAACGAGAAGACAAUGACUGCUGCGAUCACCAAGGUUGAGAAGGCGAUCACGCCUGGUCGCGGUAUCACAGUCAACUUGAUUUAUGUCAACCCACGUGCUAUGGCUUGGCAGAUUCCCCUUCUGGGUAAGCUGCGCGCUGAGGGUGUUCCCAUUGAGGGUUUGACCAUCGGUGCUGGUGUCCCAUCGAUCGAAGUUGCCAACGAGUACAUUGAGACCCUAGGCAUCAAGCACAUCGCUUUCAAACCUGGCUCCGUCGAGGCUAUCCAGCAGACCAUCAACAUUGCCAAGGCGAACCCUGGAUUCCCCGUCUUGCUGCAAUGGACCGGUGGCCGCGGCGGAGGUCACCACUCUUUCGAGGAUUUCCAUCAACCCAUCCUCCAAAUGUACAGCCGCAUCCGAAAGUGCGACAACCUCAUCCUUGUCGCAGGAUCCGGAUUUGGUGGCGCGGAGGACACUUACCCUUACCUCACUGGUACCUGGUCUACUGCGUUCGGCUACCCUCCCAUGCCGUUUGAUGGAUGCCUUUUUGGUAGUCGCAUGAUGACUGCUAAGGAAGCAUACACUUCUAAGGCAGCCAAGCAGGCUAUCGUCGACGCGCCCGGUCUCGACGAUGGUGACUGGGAGAAGACAUACAAGGGACCUGCUGGCGGAGUCAUCACUGUCCGAUCUGAGAUGGGUGAACCGAUCCACAAGUUGGCCACUCGCGGUGUGCUGUUCUGGCACGAAAUGGACCAGAAGAUCUUCAGCUUGGACAAGGCCAAGCGUAUUCCCGAGCUGAAGAAGAUGCGCGAGCACAUCAUCACCAAGUUGAACAACGACUUCCAGAAGGUCUGGUUCGGUCGCAACAAGCAUGGCGAGUCUGUCGACCUUGAGGACAUGACCUAUGCCGAGGUUGUGCAGCGUAUGGUCGACCUCAUGUACGUCAAGCACCAGGACCGCUGGAUUGACCAGAGCUUGAAGCGAUUGACAGGCGACUUUAUUCGUCGUCUCGAGGAGCGCUUCAGCACCUCCAGUAGCGAGUCGCUCAUCCAAACGUACGAGGAGCUGAACACGCCAUACCAGACUAUCGGGAAGGUUUUCAAGGCGUACCCCGAAGCCUCAGAGCAGCUCAUCAACGCCCAGGACGUCCAGCACUUCCUGCUGCUUUGCCAGCGUCGCGGACAGAAGCCUGUGCCCUUUGUUCCUGUCCUUGACGACACUUUCGAGUUCUUCUUCAAGAAGGAUUCCCUGUGGCAGUCCGAGGACUUGGAUGCCGUCGUUGACCAAGACGUCGGCAGGACUUGUAUCUUGCAAGGCCCAAUGGCUGUGAAGUACUCCACUAAGGUUGAUGAACCCGUAAAGGAGAUCUUGGACGGAGUCCACAAUGGCCACAUCCAAUACCUGCUCCGCGACGUGUACGGCGGAGAUGAGUCAAAGGUUCCAGUCAUCGAGUACUUCGGCAGUAAGCCUGUCGAAAGCAUCGAAGGUGUCGAGGUGGAUGGACUCACGGUAUCUCAGCUCGAGAACAAGAUUGUGUACCGACUUUCGGCUGCUCCCAACUCCGUUCUCCCUGCGGUAAAGCCCUGGCUGCAUCUCCUUGCUGGCGCUACCUAUUCCUGGAGGCACGCGUUCUUUGCCGCCGAUAUUUUCGUUCAGGGACAGCGAUUCCAAACCAACCCCGUCGCCAGGAUUUUUGCUCCCACGCCCGGCAUGAUUGUCGAGAUUGCCAACCCCAAGGAGCCAGCCAAGACAGUCAUCACUGUCAAGGAGCCUCACAACGGUGGAAAGCAUAUCAAGACAAUCGAAGUCAGCUUGGUCAAGGACGAGAUCGUUCUUAACAUGUUCGAAGAGCGCACAGCUCUCAAGCAGCCUGUUGCCUUGCCGCUCAAGUUCCACUACCGCCCAGAGUACGGAUACGCUCCUAUUCACGAAGUCAUGGAGGCCCGCAACGACCGAAUCAAGGAGUUUUACUAUAAGAUCUGGUUCGGCGAAGAAGCGUGCCCCUUCGAGACAUCUGUCACCUCAAAGUUUGACGGUGGCCGUGCAACCGUCACCAGCGAGGCCAUCAACGAUUUUGUGCACGCUGUUGGUAACACCGGUGAGGCUUUCGUUGAACGCCCCAACAAGGAGAUCUUCGCUCCCAUGGAUUUCGCAAUUGUGGUCGGCUGGAAGGCUAUCACAAAGCCCAUUUUUCCACGGGCUAUUGACGGGGACCUUCUCAAACUUGUCCAUCUCUCCAACGGCUUCCGUAUGCUCCCAGGCGCAGAGCCGCUGAAGAAGGGCGAUGUCCUCGAUACUACUGCACAGAUCAAUGCCGUGCUUAACCAAGACGCUGGCAAAAUGGUCGAAGUUUGCGGCACCAUCACCCGUGAUGGCGUUCCUGUCAUGGAGGUCACCAGUCAAUUCCUUUACCGCGGCGUGUAUGAUGACUUCGAGAACACCUUCCAGAGGAAGACGGAGAUCCCCAUGCAACUCCACUUGGCUACUAGCAAGGAUGUUGCUAUCUUGCGCUCUAAGGAAUGGUUCAACAUGGAUGAACCAGACGUGGAGCUACUGAACAAGACCUUGACCUUCAAGCUCGAAAGUUUUGUUAGGUACAAGAACAAGACUGCGUUUUCCGACGUUCAGACCAUCGGCGAGGUGUUGCUUGAGCUCCCCACCAAGGAGAUCAUCCAGAUUGCCUCUGUUGAGUACUCCUCUGGCACGUCUUAUGGCAACCCAGUGCUCGACUACUUGGAGCGUAACGGAUCUGCAACGGAUCAGCCUGUCAACUUCGAGAACCCAAUUCCGCUGAAUGGCAAGACCCCUCUCACGUUGAAGGCUCCUGCUUCCAACGAGACAUAUGCGCGAGUGUCUGGCGACUACAACCCCAUCCACGUAUCUCGUGUCUUCUCGAGCUACGCCAAUCUGCCCGGCACCAUUACCCACGGCAUGUACUCCAGUGCGGCCGUUCGUAGCCUGGUCGAGACGUGGGCCGCUGAGAACCACAUCGGUCGUGUCAGAAGCUACCACGUGAACCUCGUGGGCAUGGUGUUGCCUGAUGACCUCUUGGACGUCAAGCUUCAGCACACUGGCAUGGUGUCUGGACGCAAGAUUAUCAAGAUCGAAGUCAGCAACAAAGAGACCGAAGACAAGGUCCUCUUGGGCGAGGCCGAGGUCGAGCAACCUACUACCUCGUACGUGUUCACUGGUCAAGGUUCGCAAGAGCAAGGCAUGGGUAUGGAUCUCUAUGCCAGUAGCCCCGUGGCCAAGGAGGUCUGGGAUCGCGCCGACAAGCAUUUCAUGGACAACUAUGGUUUCGCUAUCACCAAUAUUGUCAAGAACAACCCGAAGGAGCUGACCAUCCACUUCGGUGGACCCGUUGGUAAAGCCAUUCGCCAGAACUAUAUGUCGAUGACCUUCGAGACUGUCGGUUCUGAUGGUAGCGUCAAGUCGGAGAAGAUCUUCAAGGAGAUCGAUGAAACCACCACUUCGUACACUUACCGAUCCCCAACCGGCCUGCUGUCCGCGACCCAGUUCACCCAGCCCGCUCUUACUCUCAUGGAGAAGGCAUCGUUCGAAGACAUGCGCUCCAAGGGGCUGGUGCAGCGUGACAGUACCUUCGCCGGACACUCGCUCGGAGAGUACUCCGCACUCGCCGCUCUCGCUGAGGUCAUGCCUAUUGAGAGCUUAGUAUCCGUUGUGUUCUACCGUGGUCUGACGAUGCAGGUCGCUGUUGAGCGCGACGAGACCGGACGAUCCAACUACUCCAUGUGCGCUGUCAACCCAAGCAGGAUCUCGAAGACGUUCAACGAGCAAGCAUUGCAGUACGUUGUGGAGAACAUCUCCGAGCAGACUGGAUGGCUGUUGGAAAUUGUCAACUACAACAUUGCCAAUAUGCAAUACGUCUGCGCUGGUGACCUUCGGGCUCUGGACUGCCUCACCAACGUCACCAACUACCUCAAGGCCCAGAAGAUCGACAUCCAGGCGCUCAUGCAGAGCAUGUCCAUCGAGGAUGUCAAGGCGCACCUCGUGGAAAUCAUUCAGGAGUGUGCCAAGCAAACAGAAGCCAAGCCCAAGCCGCUCGACCUCCAGCGUGGCUUCGCCACGAUCCCGCUCAAGGGUAUCGAUGUGCCCUUCCAUAGCACCUUCUUGCGAUCUGGUGUCAAGCCGUUCCGUAACUUCUUGCUCAAGAAAAUCCACAAGACAUCGAUCGACCCCUCGAAGCUUGUCGGCAAGUAUAUUCCUAACGUCACUGCGAAGCCCUUCGCUCUGACGAAGGAGUACUUUGAGGAUGUGUACAAGUUGACGAAUUCGCCCAAGAUUGGCAACAUCCUUGCCAACUGGGACAAGUACGAGGAGAAGGAAGAGCCCACGACUGCGGCCGCUUAGACAGCUUGUACGAGUUGUUUGAUGUUUGUGUUGCGGUUGGCGUUCUGGUUAGGUAGAAUUGCGAUAUCCACCUUCGUAGAUGCUCGGUAGACGGCG